UAUGUAUAUUAUGCCUACAAAGGCAUUUACGGCAACGUCUACUUAGGCUAAGCAUAAAUAAGCAAAAGUGAUCAUUUACGAAUUUCUAUUCAGAGACGUAUAGCUAUACUUAAUGGAGAAGCGGUAAUCAUUCGUCGGAUUGCAGACUUAUAAGACACACACGAAACUCGGCGGUCGCGUCUUCAAGCGCUAAUUCGGUUACUUAAGCAAAUGAGUGAUAUUAUUUAAAAUAACGUUCUUUGUAUUCAGUUGCUAAGGCAGUGAUAAUUCAUUUUAAUUAAUCUGUGCUUAUUUAAAAACGAAAUAUAGUAUAUCUUCAAUACAUAAAAUUGAUAUCCUUAAAAUUUUCUUUUAUUGUAAAAAUAAGAAGAAAAUAAAAAUAUAUUCAUUAAUAAACCAAAUAGUAGUGUUAACGCAAAAAAAAAAUAAAUAAAUAUAAUUAUUACUAAGUUUUAUUAAACUAAAGCUAGCAAAAUGCCUACCGUAGCCGAAGAAUCUAUCGAUGCAUUCCAACAAUAUUAUGCUCGACCACCGGAGCGACCCAAAAAACGCUCAUUUAAGCAAAUGAUAUAUGAUCCAGAGGAGAAAACAUAUUGCGGGCGAACAGUGGAAAGUUGGGCAAAAAUUGGUGUUUUCUAUACUGCAUUUUAUGGUGUCUUAGCAGCGCUGGUUGCAAUUUGUAUGUGGGCAUUCUUCCAAACAUUGGAUCCACGUAUACCAAAAUGGACGUUGGAGAGCUCCAUUAUUGGCACAAAUCCAGGUCUUGGUUUUAGGCCACUACCCCCAGAGGACAAUGUUGAAAGUACUCUAAUUUGGUACAAGGGCACACAGCAUGAAAACUACAAACACUGGACGGAUUCUCUUGAUAAAUUCUUAGAUGUAUAUAAAGUGCCCGGUUUAACUCCUGGUCGUGGUCAAAACAUUUAUAACUGCGAUUACAAUCAACCACCACCAAAGGGUCAAGUAUGUGAUGUCGAUAUCAAAUCGUGGUUGCCUUGCGUGAAAGAAAAUAACUACAGCUAUCAUAAAAGUUCACCGUGCGUUUUCUUAAAAUUAAACAAAAUUUAUGGAUGGAUACCAGAAUAUUAUAAUGAUUCUAGAACUUUGCCCAAGGAAAUGCCGAAAAAUUUGAAAGAAUAUAUUUCAAACGUUGAGACCACUGAAAAUCAUAAAAUGAAUACUAUUUGGGUAUCGUGCGAAGGUGAAAAUCCAGCUGAUCAAGAAAAUAUUGGACCAGUUGAUUAUUUACCCAUACGAGGUUUCCCUGGCUAUUUCUAUCCAUAUCAAAACUCUGAAGGCUAUUUAAGUCCACUUGUUGCUGUACAUUUUCAACGCCCAAAAAAUGGCAUUAUCAUAAACAUUGAAUGCAAAGCUUGGGCACGCAAUAUAGUCCACGAUCGCAAAGAAAGAAUAGGUUCAGUACAUUUCGAAUUACUGAUCGAUUAACAGCAAAAUUGUUUUUUUUUUCAAAAAAAAAAAAGAAAAAAUUAUUUAUAAUUAAAAAAAAUCUGUGCACAAAUAUGAAAACGAACAGGAAACUAAUUACGCAAUGUUUUUCCAAAAUAUCUAACUUAUUUAUUAAAAUCUUUUAAAAUCGAAUUAUUUAUUAAUUAAUUGCAAAAUAUCUUCCAACACCCAUACACUGCUAUAGACUAUACGUUUAUCUAUUAUCUGGUAUAUAUGUACGUUGUCCCCAAAAAAUCAGUGCUUUUAGUGCUUCAAUUAUUAUAUAUUAUUA
Molecule: messenger RNA, 1738 nt
Organism: Teleopsis dalmanni
Lineage: Eukaryota; Metazoa; Arthropoda; Insecta; Diptera; Diopsidae
Gene: nrv2
Product: sodium/potassium-transporting ATPase subunit beta-2
Exons: 6
Coding region: 475-1446 (323 amino acids)
Biological process (GO): intracellular sodium ion homeostasis; intracellular potassium ion homeostasis; sodium ion export across plasma membrane
Cellular component (GO): sodium:potassium-exchanging ATPase complex
Molecular function (GO): ATPase activator activity
Source: RefSeq, a predicted model, not a curated record